AUGGGAGCGCCCGCGGGGCGGGGCCGCGGACGACGGGAGCUCGGGCGCGGGCGAGUUGGUAAACAGAUCCGGGGCGCGUGCGGCGCCGGCGCUGCGGCUGGCGAGGGCGGGCAGGCGGCGCGAAGGUGACCGCGGAGCUCCGCUUCCUGCUGCCGGCCCUCCAGGAUGGCUGCCAUGCUGGGGGAUGCCAUCAUGCUGGUCAAAGGCCUUGCCAAGCUGACCCAGGCGGCCCUGGAGACCCACCUGCAACACCUGGGCCUUGGCGGGGAGCUCCUCAUGGCGGCCAGGACCCUGCAGUCCACAGCUGCGGAGCAGAUCGACUUGGUCUUGGGGAGGGUGCAGGGUCAGGAGCAACGCCAGGAGCCUUACGCCGAGAGCUUCGAUGACCCGGACGCAGAGUCGGGGGCCCCCACGGAUUUCUCUGCGGCCUCCUCCCCUGACCGGUCAGCACCUCCAUCCUGGGAUCACACUGGCAGCGAGGGCCCGGCUCCUGCCUACAUGGCCAGCGGACCCUUUAGGGAAGCCGGGCUUCCGGGCCAGGCCGCCGCCCCUCUGGGCAUGGUCACCGGGAGGCUCUUUGGAGACCCCAGACACCCGCUUGCUGCCACGGGCUUUCCGCGAAGGUUCUUCCACCAGGACCAGCCCCCCGUGGGGGGCCUCACCACGGAGGACAUUGAGAAGGCCCGGCAGGCCAAGGCUCGCCCCGAGAGCAAGCCCCACAAGCAGACGCUCAGCGAGCACGCUCGGGAGCGGAAGGUGCCAGUUACACGGAUUGGGCGGCUAGCCAACUUCGGAGGUCUGGCCGUGGGUCUAGGCUUUGGGGCGCUGGCUGAGGUAGCCAAGAAGAGCCUCCGCCCAGAGGACCCUUCAGGGAAGAAGGCCGUGCUGGAUUCCAGCCCGUUCCUGUCGGAGGCGAACGCAGAGCGCAUUGUGCGCACGCUGUGCAAGGUGCGCGGGGCGGCGCUCAAGCUGGGCCAGAUGCUCAGCAUCCAGGAUGAUGCUUUCAUCAACCCCCACCUGGCCAAGAUCUUCGAGCGGGUGAGGCAGAGCGCAGACUUCAUGCCGCUGAAGCAGAUGACGAAAACGCUCAACAAUGACCUGGGCCCCGGCUGGCGGGACAAGCUGGAGUACUUCGAGGAGCGGCCCUUUGCGGCCGCCUCCAUCGGGCAGGUGCAUCUGGCUCGCCUGAAGGGCGGCCGUGAGGUGGCCAUGAAGAUCCAGUACCCCGGCGUGGCCCAGAGCAUCAACAGUGACGUCAACAACCUCAUGGCCGUGCUGAACAUGAGCAACAUGCUUCCUGAAGGCCUGUUCCCCGAGCACCUGAUCGACGUGCUGAGGCGGGAGCUGGCCCUGGAGUGUGACUACCAGCGGGAGGCCGCCUGCGCCCGCAAGUUCAGGGAGCUGCUGAAGGACCACCCCUUCUUCUAUGUGCCCGAGAUCGUGGACGAGCUGUGCAGCCCCCACGUGCUGACCACAGAGCUGGUGUCCGGCUUCCCCCUGGACCAGGCUGAGGGGCUGAGCCAGGAGAUCCGGAACGAGAUCUGCUACAACAUCCUGGUCCUGUGCCUGAGGGAGCUGUUCGAGUUCCACUUCAUGCAGACGGACCCCAACUGGUCCAACUUCUUCUAUGACCCUCAGCUGCACAAGGUGGCUCUUCUGGACUUCGGGGCAACUCGGGAAUAUGACCGAUCCUUCACGGACCUCUACAUUCAGAUCAUCAGGGCCGCUGCUGACAGGGACCGGGAGGAGGUGCUGAAGAAGUCCAUAGAGAUGAAGUUCCUCACCGGCUACGAGGUCAAGGCCAUGGAGGAUGCCCACCUGGACGCCAUCCUCAUCCUGGGGGAGGCGUUCGCCUCGGAGGAGCCCUUCGACUUCGGCACACAGAGCACCACCGAGAAGAUCCACAACCUGAUUCCCAUCAUGUUGAAGCACCGGCUCGUCCCGCCCCCCGAGGAGACCUACUCCCUGCACAGGAAGAUGGGGGGCUCCUUCCUCAUCUGCUCCAAGCUGAAGGCCCGCUUCCCCUGCAAGGCCAUGUUCGAGGAGGCCUACAGCAACUACCGCAAGCAGCAGGAGGCACGGCCCUCCGCUUGAGCCCCCUGGCCCGGGAUGCGGCAGCCGGGCCGGCUCAGCGUGUGCUCAGCGUGCGCUUACGCUCUGCAAGGAGAGGACACAGCCGUCUCCCCCUGUGAACGCCAGCCUGAGGGGGAGAGGACUGCCGUGGGGUCCCUGCCGCCAGAAAUACGGAGCCUUUUUGGAUUUUACUGAACAUACAUACGUAUAGGAUGAGGCUUGUGUGUUUCUAGAAUGAGAUUUGUGUUUUCUGCCCUUUGCUCCAGCCUGUGUCCCGAGCGGUGCCAGCAAACGCGAUUUUACCAGGGAGGCGCUGCCUGCUCUCGGGCUGGGCUGUGCACUCUGGACCCGUGCAUGGAGGGGGUGGGAGCAGUCCGUGCUAGAAGUCUGUGUGGGGGGCCCCCCUUUCCCCCUCCAGGCCCCGGGGCUUUUGUGGAAGGAGAUGAAUGUGCCAAUGUCCCCCGGGUAGACCUGAGGGGUCACCACAGGCUAAUUUUUGUACAAUUCUUGUAAUUGUCUGAUUUGUUUCAAUAUUAAAAAAGACAAAAACCCA
Molecule: messenger RNA, 2626 nt
Organism: Ailuropoda melanoleuca (giant panda)
Lineage: Eukaryota; Metazoa; Chordata; Mammalia; Carnivora; Ursidae
Gene: COQ8A
Product: coenzyme Q8A
Exons: 15
Coding region: 166-2094 (642 amino acids)
Biological process (GO): ubiquinone biosynthetic process
Source: RefSeq, a predicted model, not a curated record